AUGUUUAUAAUCUUAAAGGAGCUUCGUUACAAGCCAGGACUAGACUACAAGUAUCGUUUGAUGGAGAGUUUCAUCAUGUUGGCAAGCAACAAUCGUUCCACAGUUCAACAAGCACUCAACAAUUUCAUCGAAAUGGCCGGUGCUGAGAACUCGGAGGUGCUGAGUGUUGGUGCAGUGCUCGGCGUUGCACGUGCAUACAUGAUCUUGAAACAAACACCGAAAGCAAAAACUCAAUUGAAAAGAAUUAUCGCACAUCCGUGGACGUUGGAGGAUGCGGAUUACUUGGAAAAAUGUUCUGUAUUAAACGUUUUUUUUCAAUUAUUUCUCAUUAUGAUCUUCUUUGCUGUUGUGAUUUGUGUUUAUUAUUACUGA
Molecule: messenger RNA, 372 nt
Organism: Anisakis simplex (herring worm)
Lineage: Eukaryota; Metazoa; Nematoda; Chromadorea; Rhabditida; Anisakidae
Source: the annotation of a GenBank genome assembly